AUGCUGCGCCAGGCUAUUCAAGGAGCCCGAUGGUGUCAGCAUGUGGCCCGCAGCCCAUCGACACGCGCUCCACGCCGGGUCUUCUCCGCCGUAGCUCCGCGGCGACUUGAUUUUGGCGGACCGAACGACAAAGUCACCUUCUACGAACAAGAGUCCCCCGGAAGCAAAACGCGACGCAAGGUUGAUCCCGAAGCCGAAGUUAUAGAGGAGAGGGAGGAGAUCAAACAAGAGCUCGCAAAGCUCCAGGAUGAAUUGAAGGUCUUAGAGGAGGGACCUUUUGCCCCCAACAGUCCCUUCAUCAAAAGUUUGCCUGAAGAAGACAGAAAAGUCGCCUUGGAAGCAUUAAGAAAAUUCGAUGAAGAAAAUCCCAAGCCUGCGGACGAGCCUGGGUUGGAUCAGGUGUUCGACCAGGAGCUUGAUGAUAUGCUACGGGAGGAGUUCGAGGGUCUUGCGAAGGAACACGAGAACUGGGAGGACGACGUUAAGAAACGGCGAAGUCUGGCCGCAAAACGGUCAGCUGCAGCAAAGCGUGCAGGCGCGGAAUCUCACCCUUAUGUGUUAAAAUUCAACAUUUCCUUACAGCAACUCCAAGAAAAGACGUCGGAUGAGCGGGCUCGACAAGAUGUGUGGAAGUGGUAUCGCAGAUGCAAGCAGGCUAUUCCGGGAUUUUUAACGAUAAUGCCCGAGAAGGCACUCGAGACAAUCUGGGAUUCGCAAGCAGGAGAGCACGAUCAUGGAACACGCUCAACACAUUUGCAAAUUCUGGCCCAGGACGCUACCUCCCUUGGUCGACCACUCGCCACUCCCCAAAUUUUGUCUUAUAUUACAUCUCUACAUGACAGCGGUUCCACCAACCUUGCUUUGGAACAGUGGGAGGCAUACCAAGCUGAGCUGUCUCAGAAGAAGGAGGAUCUGGAGGAAUACUGGAAACUUGGAGUGCGAUUAUUUGCGGCAGACAACAACCCACAGCGAGCUCAAGACAUCGCUUUGGCUUUCCUGGCAAACGAUCGGACUCGCCAGCCGCGUGUCCUCAUCCCUGUGAUCACAGCAUGGGGAAGGCUGCCCGGAAAAGAAGCCGAGUUGAAGGCUUGGGCACUUUAUUUACAGCUUAAGACAUUCUUGGGCCCAGAAAUGACCAUGGACGACUAUGACAAGAUUAGCAUUUCUCUCCUAACGGCGGGUCGGUUAGAUACCGCUGUUGCAAUCUUCAAGGAUAUGAUGGUCACAGGAAAAGACCCGGCAAAUGACUCGACUGCUUUGUACAAAGCCGCUUUGGGACUGGCGGGUAAUCUUCAUGCAUCAAGUAUCAACGAGAAUGAAGUGAACAAAGUCUCUUUGUCCGCUCUCAAGGUGCUGCCUCGCCAGUUCCAAAACCGAUUCUUCUAUGCAAGCUGGAUGAAGAAGCUUAUCGGCAUGGGCGAGGUCGAUUCUGCUGCUCUGGUCAUUGAACUCAUGUACGAACGGUGUGUCAAGCCUGAUAGCAAGCACUUGAAUGGGAUCAUCGCGGGCUGGCUCCGGGACGGGAGCAACAGUGCACGAAAUAAGGCAGAACGACUUGGGUGGGCCAUGAUCCAAAAGCGCAUUGAUACCGUGUGGGAGCGAUUUCAACCAGCCGAGAGUUCCCCGCAACUUCAGUUCAAGCAUGAGACAGAGUCUGUCCGUAUGCCUCAAUUCAUGAAGAGAGAGGUCCCGCCUGCGAGUAUCGAGACAUUCUGUAUUCUUCUUCUUCAUUACACACGCCGAGGUGACGAUGACAUGGUCAAAUACCUGACCAAAUGUCUUGGGGAUGCUCAUAUCAGGCCGAACUCGUACUUUAUGAACCAUCUUCUAUACGCAGAACUUCGAAAACAAGACGUGAGAGCCCUCUGGACCAAGUUCCAAACUAUGUCAACCUCCAUCCGGCCCGACGUGGAAACCUAUGCCUGCCUCUGGGAUUGCGCUAAGCUCCAGUACGACCGCGGGCGUACUGCCUUCGAUGCGGGCUUCCCAUCAGCACGUCAACUCUAUGCCAACAUGAUGUCGUGGUAUUCCCAACUAUCUCCUCACGCCCAGAAGACCGCCCGGGCGCAGAUGACGAAAUCUCUAUUCGAUCAAAUCGUGCGAUGUUUCUGUUUGUCCAAAGACGUCUCUGGGACAUUGGUCGUCAUGCACUCAAUGCAUUCCAAUUUCGGCUUCGUACCUGACGAGAUCACCGCUCGUAUGAUCGUACUCCAGAUUGCUCGACUCGCUGGAGUACCGGCCGAUACCCCGAAACGGCGCCUCCGUCGCUUAUCUUCGACCCCGCGAAGCAAAGAGAACAUUGGCCAAGUCAGCCGUUUGCUAGAAAUGUUGGGUGACCGCAAGGCUGAAGCUCUGCGAGUGCAAGGCUUAAGUAUUGAACAGCUGGAUCCACGUGAGAUGAGUCAAUAUCAGCUCGAGAUCCUGGCUAGUCUACUGCGCAUCGUGAUGAGUCGAGUAGACGCCUUGAAUCCCGCUCAAGUCGAAGACAAGCUCGACAUCGCGGCGCAAGAAAUGUCGGUCGGUCAGAUUGACUUGGGGUCGCCCUUGGGGGUGGAUGAUAGCAAGCUUUUGUAA
Penicillium bovifimosum is the source of this 2574-nucleotide messenger RNA. RefSeq names its product pentatricopeptide repeat protein. The record is from RefSeq and is a predicted model, not a curated record. NCBI's taxonomy places the organism in Eukaryota, Fungi, Ascomycota, Eurotiomycetes, Eurotiales, Aspergillaceae. The transcript has a single exon. The coding region runs from base 1 to 2574 and encodes 857 amino acids. Gene Ontology annotation, molecular function: protein binding.